AGGUUUGUCAAUAUCACAGGAAGGUGUUGAGUUACUGGCUCUAGUUCCAUACUUGCUGGACGACUGUGUUUGAGAGACAGGAUAGUGCUGUUGCCUUCUGGUUGAUGUACAGAGUAUAUCAGUGGUUGACACAGACAGAGGACCAAGCAGGGCCCUCCAAUAUGGCUGAGGAUGGUAAAGACAAGGUGACUUUUGACCUUGGAGAAUCAACAGCGAACGAUGAUGCUGGCUCUUCAGUGGAUGAACAAGAGCAACCAGAGUCGGAGAGAAGAGAUUCUGUUUCGGAAAUUAUAAGAAGGAAGCCAUCCGAUGGUGAUAGCGCCCGUGACUCGGACUCAUCCUUCUUCUCCAGCCCUGAUGCACACAGUCCCAGAGCCCAGAUGAGGCAUACAAUGUCCGGGAUCACUCUGGACACGACGCGGGGGAAGAGGCAGUAUUUGAAAGACUUCUGUGUUGCCACACCGGAGGAGUAUGUGAAGCGCUUUGGUGGCAACCGAGUCAUUAACAAGGUUCUGAUUGCCAACAAUGGUAUUGCUGCUGUGAAGUGUAUGAGAUCUGUACGGAGGUGGGCGUACGAGAUGUUCCGGAAUGAGCGGGCCAUUCGUUUCGUGGUAAUGGUCACACCAGAAGAUCUCAAGGCUAAUGCUGAAUACAUCCGAAUGGCAGACCAGUACAUACCUGUGUCUGGUGGCACCAACAACAACAACUACGCCAAUGUGGAACUCAUCCUCGACAUCUCGAAGAGAACACAGGUUCAGGCUGUGUGGGCAGGAUGGGGCCAUGCCUCUGAAAACCCCAAGCUUCCAGACUUACUCCACAAAAAUGGGAUCGCAUUCAUAGGUCCCCCGGAGAUGGCUAUGUGGUCUUUGGGAGACAAGAUCGCCUCCUCCAUUGUGGCCCAGACAGCUGGAGUGCCCACCCUACCCUGGAGUGGCUCAGGUGUCUUGCUGAAGAUUGCGGAGAAGGACAUGUCCAAGCUCAGGCAGGUGGUUGUACCCAACGACCUCUACAAGAAGGGCUGCACACCAGACGUGGAGUCUGGCCUCAAGUCGGCCAAUGUCAUCGGCUUCCCUGUUAUGAUCAAGGCUUCGGAGGGUGGUGGAGGCAAGGGCAUCAGGAGAGCUGACAAUGCAGAUGACUUCCCAAAUCUCUUCAGACAGGUGCAAGCAGAGGUUCCAGGUUCCCCAAUUUUCAUCAUGAAGUUGGCGUCUGCUGCCCGGCAUCUUGAGGUCCAACUUCUGGCAGACAAUUAUGGUAACGCCAUCUCACUGUUUGGCCGGGACUGUUCCAUACAGCGGAGGCCAAAGAUCAUCGAGGAAGCACCAGUUGUCAUUGCAAAAUCUGACAUCUUUGAGAGAAUGGAGAAGGCUGCUGUGACGCUGGCCAAGAUGGUUGGCUAUGUGAGUGCCGGCACCGUGGAGUACCUGUACAAUGCGGAACAGGAUGAGUUCUUCUUCCUGGAGCUGAACCCCAGACUGCAGGUGGAGCAUCCCUGCACUGAGAUGGUGGCAGACAUCAACCUCCCCGCCGCCCAGCUACAGGUUGCGAUGGGUCUGCCACUUCAUCGUAUCAAAGACAUCCGUGUUUUGUACGGCGAAGACCCAUGGGGAGAGACAGCCAUUGACUUCGAGAGCCCACGAGCUAAACCCCAUCCUAGAGGUCAUGUGAUUGCUGCCAGAAUCACCAGCGAGAACCCUGAUGAAGGCUUCAAGCCCAGCUGUACCGUCCAGGAGCUCAACUUCCGCAGCAACAAGAACGUGUGGGGAUAUUUCAGUGUGGCAGCAUCUGGAGGUCUUCACGAGUUUGCAGACUCCCAGUUCGGCCACUGCUUCUCUUGGGGAGAGGACCGAGAAGAUGCUAGAGAGAAUCUGGUGGUUGCCCUGAAGGAGUUGUCAAUCCGUGGAGAUUUCCGCACAACGGUGGAGUACCUCAUCAAACUGCUGGAGACGGAGUCCUUCCAAGGCAACACCAUCACCACAGCCUGGCUGGACAAACUCAUCUCGGAGAAGGUUCAGGCUGAGAAGCCAGACACCAUGUUGGGGGUCAUCUGUGGGGCAUUGCACAUUGCCGACCAGAGGAUCCUUGGCAGCUUCCAGGACUUCCAGACUUCACUGGAGAGAGGCCAGAUCUUGCCAUCAUCAUCUUUAAAGAACAUUGCUGAUGUCGAGUUCAUUAUGGAAGGUGUCAAGUACGUCUUGCAGGUGAUCAAGACCGGCAUCAGCAGCUACUUCCUGUGCAUGAACAACUCCGUCUUGGAUGUCGAGGCACAUCGUCUGUCUGAUGGCGGCCUGCUUCUGUCCGUGGAUGGGUCCAGCCACACAACCUACAUGAAGGACCAAGUCAGCAGCUACCGUGUCACCAUCGGCAACAAGACCUGUGUCCUGCACCGGGAGAACGACCCCACAGUGCUCAGAUCACCAUCUGCUGGCAAGUUGAUCAACUACAUCGUGGAGGAUGGAGGUCACGUGUUUGCAGGGGACGCGUACGCUGAGAUUGAGGUGAUGAAGAUGGUGAUGGAACUACGUGCCACCGAGAGUGGAUGCAUUCACUACGUGAAGCGUCAGGCAGCAGUGCUGGACCCAGGUGUGAUUGUGGCUCGCAUGCAGCUGGACGACCCAAGCAGAGUACAACAAGUAUUUGUUUACGGGACACUGCCGACCCCCCAGAAUCCUACGCUGCAUGGCGACCGCCUCCACCAGGUGUUCCAGCGGGCCCGCAUACAGCUGGAGAACAUCAUGGCAGGAUACGUUCUCCCCGAACCUUACUUCAAAGAGAGGCUGAUGGCCAAUUUGGAGUGCAUUAUGAAAUGUCUAAAGGAACCUUCUCUACCGCUGCUUGAGCUGCAGGACUUGAUUUCCAUGAUCUCUGGGAGAAUUCCUGCCAAAGUGGAGAAGUCGAUGCGGAGGCUGAUGGCUUCCUAUGCAAGCAAUAUCACGUCCGUCCUGUGUCAGUUUCCUAGUCAGCAGAUUGCCAACGUUAUUGACAGCUAUGCUGCUACACUGACGAAACGAACAGAGAGAGAUGUUUUCUUCAUGACAACUCAGGGUAUCGUGCAGCUUGUCCAGAGGUAUCGCAGUGGUAUUCGAGGUCACCUCAAGUCUGUUGUGCAGGAUCUCCUCCGCCAGUACCUCAGGGUAGAGCUACAGUUUCAGCAGGGUCACUACGACAAGUGUGUCUACCAGCUGCGAGAGAAGAACAAAGAUGACAUGGCCACCGUUGUUGCCACAAUCUUCUCCCAUCUUGCUGUCCAGCAGAAGAACAACCUCGUCAUCAUGCUCAUUGACCACCUGUGUGGGAAGGAGCCAGGGGUCACAGAUGAGAUGGCAUCCAUCUUGAAUGACCUCACACAACUCAACAAGAAGGAAAAUGCCAAGGUUGCCCUCCGAGGCAGACAGGUUCUGAUUGCUGCCCACCAGCCACCUUACGAGCUUCGUCAUAACCAGAUGGAGUCCAUCUUCCUCUCCGCCAUCGACAUCUACGGCCAUGAGUUUUGUCCAGAGAACCUCCAGGUGAUGUGCCUUAAUGAUUUCAAGAGGGUCUCAAACGUAAAGAAACUGAUCAACUCGGAGACCGCCAUCUAUGAUGUUCUGCAGGAGUUCUUCUUUCACAGCAAUGACUUGGUGAAGAGUGCUGCCCUGGAGGUAUAUGUCCGCCGUGCCUACAUCGCCUACGAGCUGCACUGCCUCCAACACUGUAUGCUGGAGGAUGGGCUGAGAGUGGUGGAGUUCAGGUUUCUCCUGCCGAGGUCACAUCCUAACAGGUUGAUGGUGACUCGCUUCGAGAGUUCAUUGAUGCGAGUGCCAAGUGAGGACGAGGACGUCUCUCUUGCCAAUGAACUAGUAGAGGAGAUCCCCAUCUGUCAGAGGAUGGGUGUCAUGGCUGCCUUCGCCUCAUUUUCAGAUUUCCAAAAGAAUUUCGACAAGUUGAUCGAGAGCUUCUCCCUCGACACACCCCCAGCGAGCCCACUGUUGUCAGAACACUGCUUCCUCAAUGCUGAAGAUUCCACAUCUGUACAUAGUAUGUCGGACGUGGACGACCCCAUCCACAUCAUCAACGUGGCCAUCAGCUGCCACUCCCAGAUGGAGGACGACGAGCUGGCGAAUCAGUUCCAUCUCUUCUGCCGGGAGAAGGCACAAAUGAUGUACGAUCGUGGUAUCCGCCGAGUCACCUUCGUUGUACUACAUAAGAGGACAGUACCUAAAUACUUCACCUUCAGAGCCAAGUUUGAGUUCCAGGAGGAUCGCAUCUACCGUCACUUGGAACCAGCGCUGGCCUUCCAGCUCGAGAUCAACAGACUCCGCAACUUUGACCUCGAGGCCAUCCCUACCGCCAACUAUAUGAUGCAUCUCUACCUCGGCAAGGCCAAGGUGGCCAAGGGGCAGGAGGUCACGGACUAUCGUGUAUUUGUGAGGUCUAUCAUCAGACACUCCGACCUCGUCACAAAGGAAGCUUCUUUUGAGUACCUGCAAAAUGAAGGGGAGAGAACUCUGUUGGAAGCAAUGGACUCAUUAGAAGUGGCUUUCUCCCAUCCUCAGUCCAAGAAGACUGAUUGUAAUCACAUCUUCCUCAACUUUGUACCAACUCUGACACUCACAGAGCCAGGAAAGUUGGAGGAGACGGUGAGGAGCAUGGUGAUGAGGUAUGGCAGUCGGCUGUUGAAGAUGAGAGUGCUGCACGCAGAACUCAAGUUUACCAUCAGACUUACCACCAAUGGAACAAGUUUCCCAAUCCGGUUGUUCCUGACCAAUGAGAGUGGUUACUACCUGGAUAUAAGUCUGUACCGCGAGGUGACGGAUCCCCGCACGGGCCAGGUGAUGUUCCAGGCAUAUGGUGCCGUGCAGGGGCCACUUCAUGGACUCCUCAUCAGCACCCCCUACCUCACCAAGGACCAUCUGCAACUCAAACGCUUCCAGGCACAGUCAAUGGGCACCACCUACGUCUAUGAUUUCCCGGAGAUGUUCCGACAGUCCCUGAUGAAGCUGUGGAAGGAGCACUAUCAGCGCAAUCAUCUGACGCCUAAAGACAUGCCCACCGACGCCGUCACUUCCACAGAACUGGUCCUCGACAGUCAUGGCAACCUGUGCAUGCAGAAGAGGCUUCCAGGGGAGAAUGAGAAUGGUAUGGUGGCAUGGAAGAUGACCUUGAAGACGCCAGAGUUCCAGGACGGCCGAGAUAUUAUUGUCAUUUCCAACGACAUGACCCACAAGAUUGGAUCAUUUGGUCCACAAGAAGACGUGCUGUUCAAGAAAGCAUCCGAGUUAUCCAGGAAGCUGGGCAUUCCCCGUAUCUACCUGUCUGCCAACAGUGGUGCACGUAUUGGCCUGGCUGAGGAGAUCAAGCACCUGUUCCGUGUUGCAUGGGUGGAUCCCAAAGAUCCCAACAAGGGUUUCAAGUAUUUGUACCUGCGUCCUGACGACUUCAAGAAAGUCAGUGCCAUGAACUCCGUGAGAGCAGAGCUGAUAGAGGAUCAGGGAGAAUCUCGAUACAAGCUCACAGAUGUAAUAGGUAAGGAUGAUGGUCUGGGUGUGGAGAACCUGAGAGGGUCAGGUAUGAUUGCUGGGGAAACCUCCACAGCCUACAAUGAGGUCAUCACCAUCAACCUCGUCACUUGUAGAGCCAUUGGUAUCGGUGCUUACCUAGUGAGACUUGGACAGAGGAUCAUUCAGGUGGAGAACUCCCAUAUCAUCCUCACAGGAGCUGGGGCACUCAAUAAGGUACUGGGGCGAGAAGUGUACACAAGCAACAACCAGCUUGGUGGCAUACAGAUCAUGCACAACAAUGGAGUCUCCCAUGAUGUGGUGCCGGAUGACUUCGAGGGCUGCUGUAAAAUUCUCCAGUGGCUCUCCUACAUGCCUCUGAAAACAAACGGACCUCUACCAAUAAUUCCGUCCUAUGACCCAGUAGACAGAGAUGUGAGCUUUGUUCCAACUAAGGCCCCAUAUGAUGUACGGUGGAUGCUGUCAGGCCGAAUGAAUCCAGAGACACGCGAGUGGCAGAGUGGCUUCUUUGACAAAGAUUCCUUCAUGGAGAUUCUCAACCCAUGGGCUCAAACAGUAGUCGUUGGCAGGGCCAGACUGGGAGGUAUUCCUGUUGGUGUCGUGAGUGUGGAGACUCGGUCCGUGGAGGUCGUCGUCCCAGCUGAUCCGGCUAACCUCGACUCAGAAUCUAAGGCAACACAACAAGCCGGGCAGGUGUGGUUCCCUGACUCCGCCUUCAAGACAGCCCAGGCCAUCAAGGACUUCAACCGUGAGCAGCUGCCUCUCAUCAUCUUCGCCAACUGGAGAGGAUUCUCGGGGGGCAUGAAAGACAUGUACGACCAAGUCCUCAAGUUUGGAUCUUACAUCGUGGAUGGACUAGUGGACUACAAGCAGCCUAUCUUAAUCUACAUCCCUCCCUAUGCUGAACUGAGGGGCGGGGCAUGGGUGGUGGUCGACCCCACCAUCAACCCCACCCACAUGGAGAUGUUUGCCGACCAGCUGUCCAGAGGUGGGGUGUUGGAGCCAGAAGGUACAGUGGAGAUCAAGUUCCGGCGGAAGGACCUGGAGAAGGCGAUGCGGCGCCUGGACCCGGUCGUGCGGCAGCUGGUGGAAGACCUUGGGGACCCCAACCUUGCUGAGGAGAAGAAGGUGGAGCUGGAGGCCAACCUGGCCAAGAGGGAGGAGAGUCUCCUCUCCAUCUACCACACGGUCGCUGUGCAGUUCGCAGACCUCCACGACACUCCGGGACGUAUGGAGGAGAAGGGGGUCAUCUCGGCUAUCCUCAAGUGGGAACGUAGUCGUGAGUUCUUCUACUGGCGACUGCGGCGGCGUCUCCUGGAGAACGAGGUCAAGAAGAAGUUACGCCAGUUCACCAAGGACUCGAGUGAGGCCCAGUUGGACUCCAUGCUUGGACGGUGGUUUGUGGAGGACCAAGGCACAGUCAAUGGAUAUCUGUACGAGGACGAUGAGGCGGCUGUGGAGUGGCUGGUGAACCAGCUGGACGAGACACAAGAGAAGAACACUGUGCUGGAGAACAUCCGAUGUCUACAGAGAGACCAUGUGUUGCAGCAAGUCCGGAGUUUGAUCCAGGACAACCCGGAGGUGGCUAUGGACUCAAUCGUCCACAUCACACAGCACAUGACACAGACACAGCGUGCUGAGAUCUCUCACAUCCUUGCCAACAUGGAGACGUAGAGACCCUCCAGAUGGCGCUACAGGCGAGGAUGGUAAACGACAGGUGGCUCUGUCCGAUUUUGGUUGAAGAAUAGAGAUCUCGUGGGACUACACAAUCUGUGUUCAGACAAACUCAUCACUUAUCAUGCUUGUGUUUGUGAUUUCAAGUUCAAACUGAAUCAUAUUUUAUGAUGAGAAAAGUGGAUUCAUGUUUGGCAAGAUACCUCAGGACUGACUUAUAGAAAAUGUUGAAGUUAUGUUGGAAUAUGAUGUGACUCCGUCAUGAGAUGAAAUGUAACGUGAUUUAAUCCUUCAUGACACGUGUAGUGCAUUUAAUAGGGUUACCAUAUUACCAUGUCAAAUACAUUUGUCGUAAAUAUUUCACCAAAAUAUUUUCAACUCGUGAGCAAAUUAUUGUCACUAGAAAGAUAUUCAUACUAGUGGUAUACACACCUCAUCCAGCUAGUGCUGCCACUACUCAACACUACUCCAUUUUGAACAGAUAGUCUCAGUUGGGUGGGUUCAGAUUGUAUAUGUUGUCAUUGUACAGUGGCCUUAAGCAGAGGGACGGUGGGGUAGCCUAGUGGUUAAAGUGUUCGCUCGUCAUCAGCCAAAAGAUCCAGGUUCGAUUCCCCACAUGGGUACAAUGUGUGAAACCCAUUUCUGUGUCCACCGCCAUGAUAUUGCUGGAAUAUUGCUGAAAGUGGCGUUAAACUAAACUCAUUCAGAUAAACAGAUGGCUACACACCUGGGUGUCAAUGUGUUUUUACAGAAUGGAAUGCUGCAUGUUCAAAACUUAUUCAAAGAUUGUUCAAAGAUAUACCACAAGAGAUAUAUUAUACUGUUUCAAGAUUGACCUAUGUAUUUGCAUCUGAUCAAAAUUGUUUGAAAUGAAAUUUUGUACAAUAUUUGAAACUACUUGUUUGUUGCUGAUACUACUUAUUUCUUUUCUUGAAGUGUAUAUAUUGAACAAAACUAAAAUGUACAGAGCAGGAUUAUUUAUUGCUGAUUUGUGAGUAAUUACGUGUUAAGUUAUACAACCUAGUUGUGCAUUUACAUUGCACUGUUGCGGUGUGUGUUUCGUUGUACUGAAGUUUGGCAUUAAUGAAUGAGUGUCCGUUGGGUGAACUUGUUGAUGUUCAGCUGAAGUGGAUGGCAGUUCUUCUGUUGCAGUGGUUUCAUUCAGAGGAUUUGUUUUGUAUAUGUGUGUGUGCAUCAGUUGUCAGGAAAUACAUUGUUUGCUGUGAAAGGAUGCAUUUUGAAAUUAGAAUUUGUUUUUGACUUUACAUGUUUGCCCGACAUCUAGAAGUUCCUUAGAUACAAGACCAUGUAUUAGGUAGACUUCUUUCUACCUGUAUGAGAGUACUGUCAUUACAAUAAUUGACAGAAUUUGGUUUUGAAUGUGUAUCCAUGACUACCAGUACAUCAAAUACCAUGCAUUUAGUGGAGUCUGUGAGAUGACCUGAAUGAUUGUCUCCCAUUGUUGUGCCAGGAUGCAAGGAUGUUGGG
Messenger RNA from Haliotis rubra (blacklip abalone), 8660 nucleotides. RefSeq names its product acetyl-CoA carboxylase-like. Lineage: Eukaryota; Metazoa; Mollusca; Gastropoda; Lepetellida; Haliotidae. The record is from RefSeq and is a predicted model, not a curated record. Gene Ontology annotation, molecular function: ATP binding; metal ion binding; acetyl-CoA carboxylase activity. Gene Ontology annotation, biological process: fatty acid biosynthetic process.